This is a messenger RNA of Debaryomyces fabryi, 2496 nucleotides long. RefSeq lists its product as uncharacterized. Gene Ontology annotation, molecular function: carboxypeptidase activity. The record is from RefSeq and is a predicted model, not a curated record. The transcript has a single exon. The coding region runs from base 1 to 2496 and encodes 831 amino acids. NCBI's taxonomy places the organism in Eukaryota, Fungi, Ascomycota, Pichiomycetes, Serinales, Debaryomycetaceae.
AUGGUUCAGUUAAGUAGAGACCUGCAAAAUGAGGGCGACAAUGAAACGGUUCCGUUGUUACUGAGUCAACUCCUGGGACAAAUACAGCAGCAACAGCAGCCACAGACCAAUAAUAGCUUAAUGGAUAAUGAGGAUGCCCAAUCAAAAUAUGAAGAAAUCAGAAGAGAGUUAAUAGAGUUUUCAAAGAAAAGGUUUUGGUGGUUUUGCUCUUUAGGGGUAGUUGCAAUCAUAGCGAUGCAUUUAUCAUUUUUACCGAGAACUUCACUAAGUAGGGAUUUUCGGAGAUGGCAUGGACAACAUUUGACCAAAUCUGAUGUCAAGCGGAACUAUCUUUUAUUCAGUAGUAUAGGAAAUACUUAUAAUGAAGUAGCAAACGAAGAUUAUAUUAGCUGGUGGUUAGGCAAUUUCACUACAAUAAACCGGAAAAAAGACGCUACCUUGAUAGGAGCAGAUAAUAAUGAAUUGCUUUCAUAUGUGAAGAAAAAUUUCAGGGAUCUAGGAUUCGAAACUGAGACAUAUUCUUAUGAUGUUCCCAACUUGCAACAACCAAUUUCGCUGUCAAUCGAAUUAAUUGACUCCAAAACGGGAAGUAGCGUUUACAAUGCAUCUUUGUUCGAAUCUUCUUUUAAAACUCCUGCUUAUAAUGGAUUUGGAUUCUCCGGAAAUGCUACAGCAGAGUAUGUAUAUGUAAACGAAGGUGCAAAUGAAGACUUUCAAUUAUUGCUAAAGAACAAAAUUGACCCAAAGAAUAAGAUAGUUAUUGUGGGGUCAAACAUGAAAUCUAACUUGUCUACAGCAGAGAAAUUACAAAUAGCGCAAAGCUAUGGUGCUAUUGGCUUCAUUGUCUAUAAUGAUAUCGACGAGAUAAAUGAUACCAAUAAUUAUUUGAAACUGGCCAUUCUAAGGGAUACUGUCGGAAUCGAUUUUUUUGAUAUUUCAAAGGCCAUGGUUUGUCCAACUAUUCCCUCAGUUCCAAUAAGUUUUAACUCUGUGAGACCCAUAUUAGAAACUUUGAAUUCCAACAUAAUUAAUCGUGAUUUUGUACAUUGGCAUUUUCACCCACUGAAUUCAAACCCUUUCAAAUUAAAAAUCACUACAAAAUUUGCCUCAGAUAAAAAUCGAAAGCUAACUAAUGUCUUGGGUUCCGUAAAAGGUAUUAUAAGAGAUAGUGAGAUAAUUAUUGGCGCCUCGCGUGAUUCAUUUACUAGUUCAAACCCUCUUAGUAGUCAUGCUGUUUUGUUUGAAAUAAUGAGAAACUUUCAAAGAUUAAGAAAACUAGGCUGGAAACCAUUAAGAACUAUAAAAUUUGUAUCAUGGGAUGGUACUCACAAUGGUCUUUUAGGAUCUAGAUUUUUCACAAAUGAUACUAAGGCAUUUAAUUCUAAACAGCCAGUGCUUUGCUAUAUUAACAUAGAUGGAGAUGCAGUCGCAGGUAGCCACUUUGAAGUAGACUCAAAUCCAUUGUUUAAUCAUGUCUUGAGGAAAAUUUCUAAAUUCAUUCCGAUACCUAAGAAUUCUACUAUUUUAAAGGCACAACCAAAUAAAGCCCAUCAUGGUCAUGAACAUGAGGACGAUGAAUUCACUACUUUGCAUAAUUAUUGGGCGAGACAAAAUAAUAUAUCUAUAAAUAAUUUACUUGGAGAGCUGAUAAAAAGAUCAGAUGCUCUUGUUUUCCAAAAUUUCUUGGGUGUUCCACUGAUCAAUAUCAAAUUUGAAAAUGAUCCUCUACGGGAUCCGGCUAUACAUGUUCCUAAUUCGAAUUAUUAUUCAUACGAUUGGUUGAUCAAAAGUAAGAUCGAUAAUGAGCUUCUAUUACAUGGCCUGCUAAUUAGAUAUAUCGGAUUAUUGGCAGUAUCCCUAGGUGAACGUGAAGUUAUAGAUAUGAAAACUGUUCUGUACUUCCAGAAGAUAGGCACAUAUCUUGAUCAAUUUCUCGCUGAAAAUAAAUUCAAGCUUAGUGAAUGGUCGUCCAAGAAAGUGCCAUUGUAUUUACUUGAGAAAUCAAGUCUAUAUUCAGACUUAAAAGACAAUGCAAACUCCAAUAAAAUAAAAUUUUCCAUGUUGUUAAAAGGACUCCAUUCUUUACUUGAAGACUUAGUGGAACAAUCGCUAGCUUUAGAUAUCUACAAUGAUGAUAUUGCACAGAAAUUGAUAGAAGAUUUUGCCUGGUACAACCUGUUAAAGAAGUUGAAAAUAUUUGCUCAGUAUAAACUCGCUAACUAUAGAUUACUGCAUUUUGAAAAUGCUUUAACGUUGAAUAAUAAAGAUUACCAAUAUAUAUAUGAAACUAAGCAGGAGGGUUUUUUUAACCAUGUAUUAUAUGGUGUUCCAGAAUUCUUGACUCGUGAAAAUAGUACCUAUUAUUCGUCUCGUGUUGAUCAUAGUAUAUUCCCUUAUCUUUAUAGUUCGUUGAAGGAUGAUGAUUUUGAACUUACUAUCAAGUGGAUUAUUACCCUCUAUGAAAAGUUACGUACAGUAAGAAACAAGAUCACAUAA